Molecule: messenger RNA, 669 nt
Organism: Rhagoletis zephyria (snowberry fruit fly)
Lineage: Eukaryota; Metazoa; Arthropoda; Insecta; Diptera; Tephritidae
Molecular function (GO): carbohydrate binding
Source: RefSeq, a predicted model, not a curated record
GGCAGUCAAAGUGAAAUGAACAUUUGGAAGGGAAAAUUGUUGACGGAUGUGCCAUUCGGGCAUGUUCUCAUAGUGAGCGGCAAAGUGAAACCGAAUCCGAAUAAAAUUUGCUUGAACUUAACCGAUAAUAUUAGGGGUCAAAAUGAGAGUGAAACAGUUUACUUGAAAAUUGAGGCGAAUUUUAGAGAAAAUCAAAUAAUAAGAAGCAUGUUUAUGCCCGGCGAAGGUUGGCAGCAGGAGGAGAUAUCGAAGAAUUGGAAAUCUGAUGGACCGAAAAAUCCAUUGGUGCCAGGUCAAACAUUCACAUUUCGUAUUGCUGUUCUGCAAAAAUGCUUCGAAAUUUACAUAAAUGAUAAUCUUUAUGGAGCCUUCGAAUUUUUAAAAUUUCCCAAGCCGAUCAAUUUCGUAAUGGUUUAUGGUGACUUUGAGAAAAUCACACAAUUCCAUCAGCGCAUGCUAUUUCCGUUGGUGUUUCCGAGAAGUUUGAUUUGCCCGGAGAAAAUUGCAUUUCAAAGUGAUGUACCGAAGAAAUACGAAGUUGGUACCGUUGUCGCUAUGGAGUGCAUUGCCAAAGGACCACCGACCACAGCCUUUUCCAUUUGUUUCCAGNUGGAAUACCAUUGCGAUUCGCCAUUGUUGGCGCGUGUCGAAAAACUGUCACUCAUUUAA